UACACAAGAUGGCAACCGCAUUGGAAUUGAGCAGCUCUGACAUUCAGGGUCUCUGUCAGACUUAUAUGCAAAAGAAUGAUCUGAACGCAAACUUCGAAAUUGUCAGCUAUAAACUGCAGCCAACUUCGGAUGCACCCGCAGGAUAUUUGGGCAGUCACUUUUAUCUGCAGGUGACUCUGAAGCUGCAGGGCAAUGAAGAGCCACAACAUCUGCGGUUCUUCUGUAAAUCAGCGCCAAAAGGCAAUGCAUCGCACAUGGAAUAUCUAGAGGAUUUCGGUGUAUUCCAGAAGGAGAUUACAUUCUAUCAGGAUGUGCUGCCCGAGCUGCAAGCAAACACGAUUGAGAUUGCUCCCAAGUGCUACUAUGCGGACAACAAUCUGCUGAUCUUUGAGAAUCUCAUUGAUCAGGGCUACCGCAUGGGAGCUGGACGUGAUGGAGUACUCAACUAUGGACAACUUCAUUGUGCCUUGAAGACAUUGGCUGCAUUGCAUGCCGGUUCCAUUAUCCAAGACCAAACUGGUAAGGAAAGACUUCCCCUGAAGGAGAAUGCAUAUCCCUUGGACGUGCCCAAGGAACACAUGCGUGUGGUUAACUUUAAUCAGGCUUGCGAGGUUUACAAGGAGUUCAUAAAAACGCUGCCCAAAUACCAACACCAAUUGGAUUAUAUUUUGGAGAACUUUACUAAGCGCAUGUCCAUCAUUUUUGAACUGUCGAAAACCUCAAAGACGCGUCUCAAUGCCACGCUGCAUGCCGAUCUCUGGUCAAAUAAUAUACUCUUCCAGUAUGGCAAACACGAUGAUAAGCCUCUACAAUGUCGCUUUGUGGACUUUCAGCUGGCUCGCUAUGCUCCGCCUGCCAUGGAUCUGCUGACUAUUCUCACCAUUCCAACAACUAGUCAAUUUCGAGCUGCUCAUCUCAAUGAAUUACUGGCGGAGUAUUAUCGCUUCAUGGGCGAGUUUCUGAAAGAAGCUGGCUUCGAUAUUGUUAACAUUCUGCCUGAGGAUGAAUACUACAAUUCGGUGGAAGAGUAUCGCAUCAUCGGCCUUAUUGAGAGUCUGUUUUUCUGCCAUUUGGUCAUGCUACCACCUACUUUUACUAAAGAGUUGACCAGCUCGGCAGAUGGAUUCAACGAUUUCUUUAGCAAGAAACGCAUCGAAAUCUGCUUGAAGGCUUUCAAAUCAGAUGAACUAUAUAGAGAUCGCAUUGUCGAUAUGCUGGAGGACUUUGUUGAUAACUUUGUGCUGAAAUCUUAAGUUAAUCAUUAUUUUAAGACUACCAAAUAAAGUUUAUGCCAUGAAUAUAUUCAA
Molecule: messenger RNA, 1307 nt
Organism: Drosophila albomicans
Lineage: Eukaryota; Metazoa; Arthropoda; Insecta; Diptera; Drosophilidae
Exons: 1
Coding region: 9-1253 (414 amino acids)
Source: RefSeq, a predicted model, not a curated record